Molecule: messenger RNA, 1311 nt
Organism: Rubroshorea leprosula
Lineage: Eukaryota; Viridiplantae; Streptophyta; Magnoliopsida; Malvales; Dipterocarpaceae
Source: the annotation of a GenBank genome assembly
CAAAUGAUUACCCAUACUCUGCCACACUCAUACCUGCCUUCAAUUUUUGGGACUAAAGUCCUAAUUGGGCACAAGCCCUUUUUGUUUCACUACCAUGGCUUCUCAACUCCACUUGAUAGUUCCCAUUUCAAUUCUUCUUCUCAAUCUCAUGUUUUCCUCGUGCAGUUUUGCUCAAGGUCCACCUUCCCCUGGAUACUACCCUGGCUCCAGAUUUCCAUCUCUGAGCUUUGAUCAAGGGUUUAGCAACCUCUGGGGUCCUCAGCAUCAGAGUGUAGACCAGGGCUCAUUAACAAUCUGGCUUGACAAAUCCUCAGGUAGUGGAUUCAAGUCACUUCAUCCAUAUCAGUCAGGUUACCUCGGUGCUGCCAUCAAACUCCAACCUGGUUACACUGCAGGAGUCAUUACAUCUUUCUAUCUCUCAAAUAAUCAAGACCAUCCAGGGAACCAUGAUGAAAUUGAUCUAGAGUUCCUGGGAACAACCCCUGAUAAGCCCUAUACUCUUCAGACAAAUGUGUACAUUAGAGGAAGUGGGGAUGGAAACCUUAUUGGAAGGGAAAUGAAGUUUCAUCUAUGGUUCGAUCCAACACAAGACUACCAUAACUAUGCCCUUCUUUGGAACCCAAAUGAGAUCAUAUUCUUUGUGGACGAUUUGCCAAUUAGGAGGUAUCCUAGAAAGAGCGAUGCAACAUUUCCUCUGAGGCCUAUGUGGGUCUAUGGGUCAAUAUGGGAUGCAUCAUCAUGGGCCACAGAGGACGGAAAAUACAAAGCUGAUUACAGAUACCAACCCUUCGUUGGUAGAUAUAAAGAUUUCAAACUAGUAGGCUGCACUGCCGAUGGACCUGGCUCCUGCCGACCGCCCUCUGCCUCACCUUCUCCCACCGGUGGCCUCAGCCAACAACAAGUCGCUACCAUGCAAUGGGUGCAGAGAAAUUACUUGGUCUAUGAUUAUUGCCAAGACCCCAAAAGGGACCACACCUUAACACCUGAGUGUUGAGGUCAAAUUUUAUACAUUUAUAAUUAGGGCGUUUCUUGCGAUGCGUCCAACUUUCCAAGACAAAGAGCAAGAGUAGUUGAGCGUCCAAAGCCUCCAAGAUUUGAAGGGUUUGUUUGUUUCUGUACUGUUGGUGUUGGAAUAAAUUUGUUUCUGGAAAUGCUUUUAUAUUUAUAUAAAAAGCAGAACGAAGUACUAGGUAUAUAGGGUUAUACAGGGUAUUGGCAUGAGACAGAUAAAUGUAGGUGCAGUGUGUUGAAUUAUAAAUGUUUGUCUUUCUUAUACUUUAACUGUUAAUGGAACAAAAAGGGUAUGCUUUU